GUCAGUGAAACUAUUUUUACUUUUUUCGCCCGGAGGAUUUGCAAGUGAAUCGAGCUCUUAUUUAUUUUUGAAUUAAUUAAAAAUAAUGAAUGAAAAUAUUAAAAAAUCACUACUUUAAUUCAUAUUUUAUUAACGUACAAAAAUAAAUACACAAAAUGGCAAUUUUGGGGGCACAAUUAGUACUGACUCUUGUCAUGGUCAGUGUAAUUCAGAAAUUCACUCCACACUUUUCCUUUGCUAAAUGGAUCCUCUGUUCGACGGGCUUGUAUCGAUAUCUCCAUCCAACCGAUGCUGAACUUAGAACACGAGCUGGUGUUCCCAAAGAAAAGCCUACCAAAUCCAAGGGCAACCAUUACAAACAAAAUGCCGCCGCCGAAAAGAGUGCCUCGACAUUUCAUGUGCCUCGUUCAGUCGAUAUUCAAUUGGAAACAUCUCCGGUCACUCAGAACGAAGUGGUUUACUUAAGGUAUUUCACGGAAUACCAAUGGCUACUGGAUUUCAGUCUGUAUGCCGGUAUUGUCUAUGUUAUUUCUGAGAUUUAUCAUUAUUAUUUCCCGUUGAAGGGAGAAGUUAAUCUUAGCAUGGUUUGGUGCCUUCUUGUUGUUUUCUUUGCUUUCAAACUUCUUACCUCGUUGACAGUACUUUACUUUCAAACUGAUGAAUCUAUUGGUGAACGUUCAAUGUGCAUUGUUGCCGGACUUGUGUAUCUUCUGGUAGCAAUGGUUGUUUUGAUUGUUGAUGAAAGUAUGUUAGAAACAGGCUUGGAAGAUGCUUAUUCCAGUUUUAAUCAAAGUGCAUCCAAGUUCCUCACAGAACAAGGUCUUCCUUCUUCUGGCCCCGCUUCGAAAAUCGUCGUUAAGUUCUUUAUUGCCAUUGGUUGCGGUAUUUUGGGAGCGCUAUUUACUUUUCCAGGACUUCGCAUGGCGCGAAUGCACUGGGAUUCACUCAAAUUCUGCAAAGAAAAACGCAUCCUGCAAAUUCUCUUAAACAUCAGUUUUAUAUUACCAUUUAUUCUAGUCAUACUCUGGAUCCGUCCUAUAAGUCGAAAUUAUUUAACAGUUCGUGUUUUCGAAGGCAUGGACAAACCAUUAUUGCAACCUGAGGCUUUUGAGACAAUCCGUCUGCUGCUGGUAGUGUUGACGGUGCUCCUUAGAUUCGCCCUAAUGCCUAUUUACCUGCAAUCAUAUCUAAAUAUUGCUCAUGAUAGAAUAGAAGACUUGCGCACCGAAGCUGGUCGCAUAACUAAUCUAGAAUACCAAAAGAAGAUUUCAUCGAUUUUCUACUAUCUUUGUGUUGUAACUUUGCAAUUUGCUGCACCUUUAAUUAUUUGCUUAUUCCUGACACUUAUGUACAAAAGCUUGGGUGGUUUUACCUGGACUGGAAUGUUCAGUCCAAAUCUCUUACAAGACGAAUGUCCUGAUGAGGACCCAGCUAAAUUAGCCGUUGUUAAGAUUCUCGAACAAAUCGACGGCAGUGGUCAAGGAGAAGAUGACCAGUUUAAUAUUCUCGAAUCAGCACAAAAUAUACAAGUUUCCUGGACAAGUCUUAAAAGUGUUUUUACAACUGAAGUCUUCAAAGGAUUCUUGGGCUUUGCAACCUGGUGGAGUUACUUUACCCUCUUCGCCACAUCAUCACUCGGCAUCUUGUACCAGUCCUAUUUCACAAAGACAUAAGAACCAAAACAUUUUGUAAAAGAAAAAAACAAAACGAUACCAAAAAUAAUAAAAAUAACAACCAACGGGUAGAUAGACUUAAA
Molecule: messenger RNA, 1756 nt
Organism: Episyrphus balteatus (marmalade hoverfly)
Lineage: Eukaryota; Metazoa; Arthropoda; Insecta; Diptera; Syrphidae
Gene: emei
Product: transmembrane protein 161B
Exons: 9
Coding region: 156-1673 (505 amino acids)
Source: RefSeq, a predicted model, not a curated record